CCCAAAAUCGAAACCUUCAAAAAGGGGGGUUGCUGCUCAUCUUAUAGAGAGAGAAAGAUAGAGAGAGAGAGAAAUUCUAGGUUAAAAAUGUCUGGAGGAAUUGCGCGCGGACGACUUGCGGAGGAACGCAAAGCCUGGCGGAAGAACCAUCCCCAUGGUUUUGUGGCUAAACCAGAAACCCUACCUGAUGGUACAGUGAAUUUGAUGGUGUGGCACUGCACCAUCCCUGGCAAAACCAAUACUGAUUGGGAAGGUGGUUGUUACCCACUGAGUAUGCAAUUCAGUGAAGACUAUCCAAGCAAACCUCCAAAGUGUAAAUUCCCACAGGGCUUUUUCCACCCGAAUGUUUACCCAUCUGGAACUGUUUGUCUCUCGAUCCUCAACGAAGAUAGCGGGUGGCGCCCAGCAAUUACAGUGAAGCAGAUUUUGGUGGGCAUUCAAGAUUUGUUGGAUCAGCCAAAUCCUUCCGAUCCAGCACAAACUGAGGGAUACCAUCUUUUUAUCCAGGAUUCGGUUGAAUACAAAAAGAGAGUACGGAGCCAAGCCAAGCAGUAUCCGCCUCUUGUCUAAAAGUAGGCGAAGUUUGUUAUGUUAUGGAGAUUUCAUUAUUUUAGUUUUAUGGGUCCCAAGUAAUAUUCUCUAUUUGAACACUAAAGGCUCUGUUGUUAAUACCCAAACCCAUAGUGAGGAUUUGCAAGUCGAUGUUUUCUUUGUUAGUGUGUGCUCUGCGUGUUUCGUGUUGGAUCCUUUUAAGUUGUAAUAUGACGUUUUCGCUAACUUUAUGCUCGUUGAUCUUGUUUGCACACAUCUAAGGACAUAGAUGAAUUUCUUCUGUUUUUUUUU
Messenger RNA from Erythranthe guttata (spotted monkey flower), 843 nucleotides. RefSeq names its product SUMO-conjugating enzyme SCE1. NCBI's taxonomy places the organism in Eukaryota, Viridiplantae, Streptophyta, Magnoliopsida, Lamiales, Phrymaceae. The record is from RefSeq and is a predicted model, not a curated record.